This is a messenger RNA of Sugiyamaella lignohabitans, 993 nucleotides long. RefSeq names its product Nus1p (gene NUS1). Bases 1 to 993 code for a protein of 330 amino acids. NCBI's taxonomy places the organism in Eukaryota, Fungi, Ascomycota, Dipodascomycetes, Dipodascales, Trichomonascaceae. The record is from RefSeq and is a predicted model, not a curated record. Gene Ontology annotation, cellular component: dehydrodolichyl diphosphate synthase complex; endoplasmic reticulum membrane. Gene Ontology annotation, molecular function: ditrans,polycis-polyprenyl diphosphate synthase [(2E,6E)-farnesyl diphosphate specific] activity. The transcript has a single exon.
AUGUCUGAUAGUGGUGAUAUUGGUGCAUUUGCUUCAGCAGUGCGUCAGACCCCUGAGACCUACCGUAGCCGGGGCCAGCCUAGAAGAGUUUCUAAUGCUAUUGCUAGGGCCAUGGUGUCAUCAGGCGCCACCAAAGACUCACGACUCGAGCCUGAUGCUCCUCUCUCUUCGCAUUUAACUUAUCUGGUAUUCAGAUUCAUCUUACAAAUAUUUUAUUUCUGUUUUUCUGGCUACCAAUGGGUUCUAUACUACUAUCAUCGACUACGACUUCGUAUCAGCAGUGUCGCUGUUUAUCAUAAUCGUACACCACAGUUGAUCCGCAGUGAUGUUGUGUCCCUGGAGAAAAUCCCUGGUCAUGUUGCAACUGUUCUAAACCUAAAAAACGAAAGCGAGGAAGGUGGUGGUAUUGACGGCUUGCUUCAUGAGGUUGGAGAGCUGGCUGCUUGGUGUGUUGGUGCUGGCAUCUCAGUGCUCACAGUGUAUGAAAAGAGAGGCAUACUAAAGUCCAUGCCUAUACAAGAUGUCAAUAGAGCCAUCACUAGAAAACUGGAAAAUUAUUUUGGUAUUUCAAAUACGCCUAAAUUUAGACUUGUCAUACCACAUUUGCAUUCUCAGAGCUCUAUUCGACCUGGUGACAAUGGUGACGACGCUACAGAUGAAAAGUUUGACCUGGUUAUAAAUCUCAUUUCCCUCACAGAUGGUCGUACUUCUAUUGUAGAGUUGUCGAAAACCUUGGCUGAUAUGGCUAUGGAGCAUAAGCUGUCGUCGCGAGACCUGUCUUUAUCUCUAAUUGAUCGGCAUCUCCGUGAUAUUCUAGAGGAGCCUGACCUGGUGAUCUUAUUCAGCCCCGACAUUGACCUUCAAGGCUUCCCUCCAUGGCAAAUUCGCCUUUCUGAGAUCUUUUAUCUCCCUGAUAACGACGAAGUUUCAUAUGUUGUUUUUCUCAAGGCUCUUCAGAAGUAUGCCAAAUGUAAAAUUAACGUCGGUAGAUAA